CAAAAGCACACUAGCUCAGAGGUUUCAGGUUGAGAUAGAAAUGAACCUGCCAUCCAGAGAGGAGUGCGAGGGCUGGGACCAUGAGCAAGUAGCCCUCUUCAUGUGCAAGAACAAAAUGCAAGACUGUGCAGCCACUGUAAUUAGACUGAGAAUUAAUGGACAGAGACUUCUGAACCUCUCUGAAAGUAUCAUGAGUAAGUUUAGUCUCAUCCACCAACCGCAGCUUCAGAAGAUUGUUCAAGAUAUCAAGAAAAAUGAUGGCAGCUUACUGAAUAAACUAAAAAGACUGAAAAGCAAACCUCUUCCAAAGGUACCAGCAAGAGAUUACAGAGAUAAUGACAGGAAAGGUGAUGAUCAGCUGUCUCAAUCCGAUGAUGAUAAUGAUGACACGUAUGAAAAUCCACACGAUGACAGCUAUGAACCUCCUCCAAGUCACAGAGACUUCAAAACAACUCCUUCUGCUGCCUUCCCGAGGGGGGAAUAUCUUGACAGCUGCCAUAACCGGCCAACGCGGGCCCCCAGGAAGCCCCUCCGCCCAGGCAAAGCCUCCAGACAAUUGCCACCUGAACCCACCCAGAGCGAUGAAGAAGAUUACAUCAGUCCCGAUGGAAUUAAUGAUGAUGAUAACUACAUAGAACCUGCAGAGAAUCCACCUGCCACUCCUAAGAUUCAUGGUGUGAGCAGGACAGGGAUGGAUUGUCCCACGUUGCCAACACCUUUACCUUUACCAGAGCGCCCACCCAGCCCUGACUUUUAUGAAGUCCCAGACAAAGAGGAGAGCUCAUUAUCUCUUCCAGCAAGCAGACAUAUGCCACCAAUACCCAGCCCCAGACUGAAUAUGAGGACACUUCCAUCUACUGAACCCACAGGCAAUGAUGAAUAUGAAGUUUGUGAUCCAGAUGAUUGUUCCAGUAAUAAACCUGCAGAGGGCCCUUCUCCAGUUCCACCCAAACCUUUUCCCAGAGAGAGGUCACCAAAACCAACUUUAAUGCAGAAGCCAGUUUUAAAACAGAGGGAAUUUGAAAGCCGAACACUGCCUGGCAUACAAACUGACCACAAACCUCCUCUAAAAGCUUUUUCACUGGACAUGAAAAGGCCAAAACUUCCUCUUCCACAGUUAACCUCCCCUGAACCAACUGACAUAGGAAGUCUUUCUGCUGAUAAAGGGUCAAUAGACCAAAAUAAGGAUGCAGACAUCUGUAAGAAACCGUGGUAUGCCAGUACAUGCAACCGCAAGACUGCUGAUGACAUCUUAUUUCGCUCAAACACAAACGGGGCAUUUAUGGUGAGGAAGAGCUCUGGUCAAGACACACAGCAGCCCUAUACAUUAGUGGUGUUUUACAGGGGCAGAGUGUACAACAUUCCAAUCCGCUUCAUACCAGCAACACAGCAGUAUGCCCUAGGAAGAGAGAAGAAAGGGGAAGAGUAUUUCAGGAGUGUCUCCCACAUAAUCGAGAACCACCAGAAGAAUCCCUUAGUGCUGAUUGACAGCCAGAGUAACACCAAGGAUGCCACCAAGCUGUGCUGCCCUGUGAAGCCCUAGAGGACCCUCACUGAUUUUUUUUUUUUUAUGGGAAACAGCCAAGUGAUUAUAGUACAUCCCAGCCCACUGUGUUUACUGCCAGACUACUGUUUACAGAACUGAAUAUGCAAUGUCUUCUUCCCCCUUCAUUGUUAAUUUUAGGUGGGGUCAACAGGACUGUAAGCUGGACUUGCCUGCACCUCUGGCCAUGCAGAGCUAAAGCAGCACCGACUCAGAAACCUUUUUAGUUCAUGUUUUAUUAAGAUGCUUUUAAUGCUCAGCCAGUAAACAGUGUAUUAAAGUUAAUACAAGGAAUGUGACAGUGUUGUUGUAGAAGAAGGAAGCAGGUAUCAAUCAUUUAUGACAGUGAUACUUUAGGAAUCCAAAAAAUGCAAGAUUGUUUGUUUUAACAAAACCUUUUUCUUGUGUUGUAUUACUCAACUCACAUCUUCAGUCAUAACAAAAUACCACCAGGAACUGAAAAUUCUUCAUUUAUUCUCUGUUCAACAAAUAAUGCUAUCAAUACUUGUGCACCAUUGCUGCAUACAAAAACAAUCCUAGGCACUUGGUGAAAAUUGUUUGGUAAUAUUUUACAGUACCUCUGGGUGGACUAUAUACAAAUAUAAAUCUUUUAUCUAAAUUGAAUUACAUGAGUAGCUAACACUCCAGAAUGGUCCUUGAUUGACAAAAAAAACAGGAGCCACAGUUCGCUUGCUGAGAAUACUGAGUGACAAUGGCUGCUGAAGGAAAUGCCUAGCAACAGUAGGACACUGGUUGAGAUUGUCAAAGGCGUAGGCCUAAUGAGGUGAGGUAACAGGAAAUCUUCCAUUUAUAGUGCAAUUAAAACAUAAGAUUAUCAUUUCAAGUCAAAGGAGAAUAAACUCAGUUUGGGGGGGAGGGGGUGUACAAAUCACCCAAGCUUCUUGAUCUUUAAAAAUGUGGAAUUCAAAAGAAAUAAUUUUGUUAGUAUUUCAU
This is a messenger RNA of Monopterus albus (swamp eel), 2497 nucleotides long. It is a transcript of the gene blnk, whose product is annotated as B cell linker. Lineage: Eukaryota; Metazoa; Chordata; Actinopteri; Synbranchiformes; Synbranchidae. Gene Ontology annotation, biological process: cell surface receptor protein tyrosine kinase signaling pathway; intracellular signal transduction. The transcript has 24 exons. The record is from RefSeq and is a predicted model, not a curated record. Bases 41 to 1543 code for a protein of 500 amino acids.